AUGAAGGUUGGUGAAGAACUUUCAGAGAUACCGUCUGAUGAGAGGGGGAAUGCUGUGAGGCCCUCAGAUCUGAAGGUGGUCGCCGAGAGGACGACGGCAGCAGAGGCGCAAAGACCCACAUGGAGUGGGCGGCUGGACUUCGUCCUGGCCUCGGUGGGGUACGCGGUGGGGCCGAGCAAUGUGUGGAGGUUCCCCUACCUGUGCUACAGCAGCGGUGGAGGUGCCUUCAUGAUCCCGUAUCUCGUCAUGCUGGUCCUGUGUGGCUUCCCUCUGCUCUUCAUGGAGUACACUAUUGGGCAGUACACUCGUUUAGGUCCCGUGCAUGCUUUCGCCAAAAUGUGUCCCUUGUUCAAAGGUGUUGGUCUGGCCACAGUUGUUUUCGCCUUCGUGUUUUCCACGUACUACAGUGUGCUCAUGGCUUGGGCACUUUACUAUUUGUUCAACUCGUUCGGAGCGACCCUCCCCUGGAUGUCCUGCAACAACACCUGGAACGAUGUCGGAAACUGUUCCAGCGGUUUUCAGGGCAACAACACCCACGUGCAGUCUGCCAGCCAGCAGUUCUUUGAUCACAGGCUUCUGGAGAAAACGAACGGCAUUAGUGAAGCUGGUGGGAUUCGCUGGGAACUCUUCGGCCUUCUCAUGGUUACCUGGGUCAUCGUGUAUUUUUGCAUAUUUAAAGGAGUCCAAUCCACCGGCAAGGUUGUGUAUUUCACCGCUACAUUUCCGUACUUCAUCCUGUUCGCCCUGCUCAUCAACAAUGUGCAACUCCCUGGAGCUAAGAACGGCAUCCUCUACUUUGUGACGCCCGUCUGGAGCAAACUGUUCGAAGUGAAGGUUUGGGUGAAUGCAGCUGCUCAGGUGUUUAACUCCAUUGGAAUAGGAUUUGGCUCCAUGGUGACGAUGGCGAGUUACAACAAGUUCAACAACAACAUCGUCAGGGAUGCUUUGAUUGUAACAGUCACCAACUCAUUCACGAGCAUCCUGGCUGGCUUUGUGAUCUUCUCAGCUAUCGGCUACAUGUCUCAUAUUCACAACCUCCCAGUGGACAACAUAGCUACAGAUGGUCCCGGGUUGGUGUUCGUCGUGUACCCGGAGGUCCUCUCCACCAUGCCCGCCUUUCAGCUGUGGGCCGUUCUGUUCUUCUUCGUGCUGCUGUUACUGGGUUUGGACAGCCAGUUUGCCACAGCUGAGGUCGCCGUUACGUUCAUAAAAGACGAGUUUGGCCCUCAAGUUAUGCGCCUCAUGAAGAGAGAAGAGCUGCUGACCCUCGUUGUCUGCAUCGUUUACUUCCUUCUGGGGAUCCCUCACAUUACCCAGGGAGGUAUUUACGUGUUUCAGCUGAUGGACCAGUACGCCGCCGUGGUUUCCCUCAUGUUCCUGGCUUUCUUUGAAGUUGCAGCUGUCUGCUGGGUCUUUGGUGUCUCCAGGAUCUCCUUAAUGAUUGAGAGGAUGCUCGGAAAAGCUCCAAACAUCUACUUUCGUCUCUGUUGGAGGUUUUUCUCUCCUGUGUUGGUGCUGUGUAUCCUGAUCUCCAGCAUUGCCCAGCACUCUUCAACCAAAUAUGAAAACUUCACGUACCCACUGUGGGCUGAAUUGGUGGGCGUGGGCAUCGCACUGGUGUCCAUAGUGUGGAUCCCACUUGGAGCCAUUCAAGAGAUCUACAACAACAAAGGUUCACUUCUCCAGAGAUUGAAAACAGCCUCGACCCCCACAAUAGACCUGGAUGCUGAAGACUGGCUGCCGGAAAAACAAAACCUGGACAACCCCGCGUCUGAAACCUUGUUGACUUCAGUGGCGUGAGCAGGAACGCAGCACAAAGCCACGUCGGUGCGCCUGUACACGCCGUGUUUAGUCAUGAUUUUGGCUUGAAUUUAAAACAAAGUCUUUCUACCUCAGUUGUUUAGGAGAUCGCUGCAGCGCUGUUUUGCUGUGAAGCUCCAGAAAUGUCUGUGGACUACGAAACUUCCCUUAAACUUCCCAUCAGCAUGAGGAUGAGUAGAACGUGACUGUGUUUUAAGUUUUGGGUGAUAUUUUCCUUUAGGCGUAUCGUACAUUUAUGGUGCUUUCACCCAUUUACUCUUCACAGUUGACUUCCACAGAAUGAAAACACCACUUUGUGCAAACUGUGCAAAGAAAAUCUGAGAUUUUGUCCACCGACUACAGGUUAGAUUCAUUUAAUCUGAUCAGGUUUGAGUGAUCAUGUGUCCUGUCAAAUUUUAAUCCCAAAUGUAUGCAGAUUAUUCCAGGAGGAAAGGGAUUUCUUUUAUUUCAUUUGUUUGUGGCACCAGAGGACAGAAGAUGAGACAGUUCUGGUUUCCUCCAUGUCGUCCCUGCUGCUCUGCUGCCACCCAGUGAGUCUCUGAGGUAUUGAUCCAGACGACACACAUUCGCUUUACAGAUUUUAACAGCUCAGUCUCUUAAAACUCUGCAGACAAAACUGAAAAAAGGAAACUAUUUUGAAAACAACAGGACAGAUACGUCACUCAAAACCAUGUUCUCUCAUCAAAAACUGAUUUACCCUCCCUCUAAAUGAUGUACACAGCUGUAGUGAAGUUAAACACGGGUGUAAUAGAUUUAAAACACAACCAUCAAACUACAAUUACAAUGUAUGCAAUUGUAUAGAUAUCACAGUUUCUAUAAGAAAUAAAAAUGAUAAGACAAAUGACAGAGUCUGUUGACAUUUUUUUAAAAGCAUUUUCAAUCUUUUUAUUUUAAUUGAAGACACAUUCUCUGCUGUCGUUUCACUCCAUAUCCUCCCUAUCAUGCACCUUUUUUUCUGUCUAUUUCAGUUUCCCCUGUGUUUUGUUGUGUUAGUAGUUCUGACACACGCACCUACAGAGAAAAGAGUGUUGUACUUCCAGUGUUGAUGCUCAGUAAAAACAUAUUCAUGGUUUACAGUAUAAAGACUGUUACCAUGUUGAAUAUAAUUCUGUGAGUACAUGAAUCGACACUAUAUCGUUGGAUCAGAAUAGGAUACAUCGCACAUUUGUCCGUCCUGUCAGCUCAAAUUGUGCUAAACUCACAGCCCAGCUUCCCACAGUCAGACUGGGAGCUUAUAGUUGACACUGCAGUGUUGUUAGUUCAAACCAAAGUUCAAGCUGAGAGGAUUUCAUUAGAGUUUGUGGCUGGCAUUCCUCCUCGUCCUCCUCGUCCUCCCUGUUCUCCCUUCAGCACAGGUGAGGUCACCUGAGGCCUCUUCUUUUGCUGCUGUAAAUGAAGUGAUAUGUGCUGGGAACUUCCACAAAAACUUUGAAUUUCAAUUUGAGUGAAAACUAAAAACAUCAUACGACAUCAUCCAACAAGUUUUAUCCAAUAUCAGAUAAUACAUGUUUUAACUUUGGAUUUGGUUGUUUGGAUCUUUUGUACCCACUCAUAGAUACCAGCCCCCUAAAAUACACCAGAUCCAUGCAACUUUAAAGAAAGUGAGAAAAUGUUUUGGAUCCGUCCCUAAAUCCAGGCCUGUUCUGAGUCACAACCUAUCCUCCAUCCAAGUUUUGUGGGAAUCCACUCAGUUGUUUUUGUGGAAUCGUGCUGACAAACCAAUUAAGAGACGGAACCUGAUAACUCCGCUCG
This is a messenger RNA of Acanthopagrus latus (yellowfin seabream), 3573 nucleotides long. Its product is annotated as sodium- and chloride-dependent GABA transporter 1-like. The coding region runs from base 1 to 1800 and encodes 599 amino acids. The transcript is spliced from 13 exons. The record is from RefSeq and is a predicted model, not a curated record. Gene Ontology annotation, cellular component: membrane. Lineage: Eukaryota; Metazoa; Chordata; Actinopteri; Spariformes; Sparidae. Gene Ontology annotation, biological process: sodium ion transmembrane transport.